Boleophthalmus pectinirostris (great blue-spotted mudskipper) is the source of this 2049-nucleotide messenger RNA. Its product is annotated as NLR family CARD domain-containing protein 3-like. Bases 1 to 2049 code for a protein of 682 amino acids. The record is from RefSeq and is a predicted model, not a curated record. The transcript is spliced from 4 exons. Lineage: Eukaryota; Metazoa; Chordata; Actinopteri; Gobiiformes; Gobiidae.
AUGGCACAGAUUGGUAAAUUCACUUUUGUGUCUUUUGAGUCCAUCCCAGGGCAGCUCUGGCUACAACAGCAGCUCACCACCAAGUAUGGAGUUCUGGAGGAGCAGAUCCUGAGGUUUGUCCGACAGCAGCUGCAGAGGCUUCACAGACUCCUGGCCUCAGAUUACCCAGAAUGCUCUGAGAGUGAGGAAGAGGAGAGCAAAGAGGUUUUGACCAUCACCCUGGACUUCCUGAAGAAGAUGGACCAGGAGCAUCUGGCCCAGCGCCUGUUCAGCAGGAGUAAAGUUGGAUUCAGAGAUAAACUGAAGUGUGAUCUGCAGCAGAAGUUCAGCUAUGUGUUUCAAGGUGUGGCUAAAGCAGGAGACUCUGCCCCCCUGACUCAGAUCUACACAGAGCUCUAUAUCACAGAGGGCGGAGCCUCAGAGGUCAACCAGGAACAUGAGGUCAGACACAUGGAGACCACGUCCAGGAGACUGGCUGUUCCAGAGACCAUCACAUGUGAAGACCUCUUUAAAGCCCGCCCACAUUCACCAGAGCCAAUCAGAUUUGUGCUGACAAAGGGCGUGGCUGGCGUGGGGAAAACAGUGUUGACUCAGAAGUUCAGUCUAGACUGGGCUGAAGGCCGGGCCCACCAGGACCUCCAGCUGCUGUUCCCGUUCACUUUCAGAGAGCUCAAUGUGCUCAGAGAUUCACAGUUCAGCCUGGUAGGACUGCUGCACCACUUCUUCAGUCCAUCAAAAGAUCUCUGCAGCUUCCAACAGCUCCAAGUGCUCUUCAUCUUUGACGGUCUGGACGAGUGCAGACUUCCUCUGGACUUCAGCCGAACCCAGGUCCUAACUGACCCUGCAGAGUCUGCCUCAGUGCACGUGCUGCUGGUAAACCUCAUUAGGGGGAAGCUGCUUCCCUCCGCUCGAAUCUGGAUAACCACACGCCCAGCCGCAGCCAAUCAGAUCCCUGCAGAGUGCGUCUCCAUUGUGACAGAGGUGCGAGGGUUUGCCGAUUCGCAGAAGGAGCAGUACUUCAGGAAGAGGUUCAGAGACCAGGCCACAGUCAUCAUUUCCCACAUCAAGGGGAUCCGCAGCCUCCACAUCAUGUGCCACAUCCCAGUCUUCUGCUGGAUUCUCUCCACAGUACUACAGAAUCUUCUGAAACAAACAAAGGAACCAGAACUGCCCCGGACUCUCACACGGAUGUACGCACACUUCCUGGUGGUGCAGGCCAAAGUCCAGAGCAUCAAGUAUCACCAGGGAUCAGGGGUGGACCUUCACUGGACUCCAGAGACCAGGGAGAUGGUGUGGUCUCUGGGAAAACUGGCCUUUGAACAGUUGCAAAAAGGAAACCUGAUCUUCUACGAGAGUGACCUAAGUGAGUGUGGGCUGGAUGCUGCAGCGGCCUCAGUGUACUCCGGUGUGUUCACACAGGUCUUUAGACAGGAGUCAGGCCUGUACCAGGAUAAGGUCUACUGCUUCAUCCAUCUGAGUGUGCAGGAGUUUAUGGCUGCUCUUCAUGUCCAUCAGUCCUUCUACAGCUCUAGAAAGAACCUGCUGGAUCCAUCACACUCCCCCGAGAGACCAGAAUCAGACCCUGAGGCGGCCUUCUACCGCUCUGCUGUGGACCAGGCCUUACAGAGUCCAAACGGACACCUGGACCUGUUCCUGCGUUUCCUCCUGGGGCUGUCUCUGCUAACCAAUCAAAGCCUGCUGCAGGGUCUGCUGACUCACACAGAAAGUGACCAGACCAAUCAGGAGACAGUAAAGUACAUUAAACAAAAGUUGAAUGAAAAGGGUCUGUCUGCAGAGAGAAGCCUGAACCUGGUCCACUGUCUCAAUGAGCUGCAUGACCACAGUCUGGUGCAGGAGGUACAGAAGAACAUUAGAGAAGGAAGUCUCUCUGACAGAAACAUGUCUCCUGCUCAGUGGUCUGCUCUGUCCUUCGUCUUACUGUCCUCAGAUUCAGACCUGGAGGAGUUUGACCUGAGGAAAUACCAGGCCUCAGAGAACGCACUCCUGGGCCUGCUGCCAGUAGUCAGAGCCUCCACCAAGGCCCUGUGA